Messenger RNA from Puccinia triticina, 2424 nucleotides. RefSeq lists its product as uncharacterized. Gene Ontology annotation, molecular function: mRNA binding; protein binding; translation repressor activity. Gene Ontology annotation, biological process: nuclear-transcribed mRNA poly(A) tail shortening. Lineage: Eukaryota; Fungi; Basidiomycota; Pucciniomycetes; Pucciniales; Pucciniaceae. Bases 1 to 2424 code for a protein of 807 amino acids. Gene Ontology annotation, cellular component: P-body. The transcript is spliced from 7 exons. The record is from RefSeq and is a predicted model, not a curated record.
AUGGCUUCAUUGGCUCCCGUUCGACCACCCUCCGCUGCUUCCAACCGAUCAACCACUCCUGCAUCUCAACCGAAUAACGUCUACCGCCAUCAACACUCCCUAUCCACAUCCACCACGUCCAACCAGCACUUUGGAGCUAUCUCCCCCCGCGUGUGUCCCCCUCGGAGUGCUGGCGGUAUGAGGCAGAGUUUGGAUAACACCAAACAGUUCCUUGGGAACCCUCCUGUCAGUCCCCGCUUGCCUCCUGCCUCGGCAGGCCACAACACACGCCCGAAUAGUGAGAUGCUCGGAUUGAGUGCUCAACGACAAUUCCACGGUGGUCCUUCCCAAGAAGCCGAAGCCAUCGACAAGUGGUUUGAGGAUUUACAAAGCUACGAAGCAACGCUUGAAGAAAUGGCUACUGCCAGUCUAGACGCUAGCUUCAAGGAGGAGUUGAGCGCGAUCGAGCAGUGGUUUCGAGUUCUCAGUGAGGCAGAAAGAACCGCAGCUCUAUAUUCCCUGUUGCAAUCAUCUACCCAACUUCAGAUUCGAUUCUUCAUCACUGUCUUACAGCAAAUGGCUCGCAGUGAUCCAAUGACCGCUUUAUUAAGCCCCGCUCCUAACGGAGAGGCCAAACUGGCUCAACUAAACAAGGUUUCGCCGGCGUCUCCUAUUGUUCGCCAAUUUGCUCGUCAAUCUCUUGGCCCCAACGUCAACACUCCAUCCAACGAGCCUUUUCUUAGUCCCCACUCAGCACUCCUCAAUGAUUCCAACAGCUUCAAUCCCAAUGAUGCAGCAGCCCUACUAGCCAAUCAGCGUGCCAAGCUCCAGUCCAAAGCAGCCAACCGCUUAUCUGCCCCUGGGCAACUCCUGGCGGACAACGGCUUGAAGAGCCCCAAAUGGAGCAAUUUUUCGGGCACAGUGCAAGAAGAAUCCCAGAGUCGAUCAGUCAGCCCAAGACCGAAGAGCACUAGUGGCGAAGUCAACCCUCCUGCGAACCAACACCUUUCCCUUGCUCCUACGAUUUCCCGCACUUUGCCUUUGCCUUGGUCGGGACAAGAAACCCAAUUGAGUCCGGCCAUUGGCGGCAGUUGGGCAAGCCAAGUCAAUACCCCUCUCGUUCCUAUGUUCGCUAACAAGGACCCGGCCCAGAACCCACACGAGGCGCACCAAGCUCACAGCGAGACUGUUGCCAACCGCCUGGCCCAAUGGGGUGCCACCCACCAGGCCAGCUCAAGCACUGCUUCCUUGCCCGCUUUGACAACCUCGACGCUUCGUGUCUCGGUGGAUGCCCCACCAAGCGGUAUCCAAUUAGACGAUGCGCGCAAAUUUCGAAGAGCUAGUAAAUGUAACAACACCAACACUUCAUCUGGUUUUUCGGGUGUCUUAUCCGGUAUGAGCAGCUCGACAAAUAGCACGUCUAACUCCGCUCAAGCUUCCACCCAGUCUGCCAGCAACAACCCAUCAAGUGGCCAACCAGGAAUGUUGAGUCGCACGACAUCUGCGACCAAUAGUACCUCGAAUGCCCACCUUUCGACGAUGGGCGCAAGCAAUGGAGCUGCUUUGCCUAAUCUCAUGUCUACGCAGUCAGUGUGGGGACCCCCACAGACAUCCAUGGCUGCUAACCAAUCCAACUGGAGAAAUGGAUUAAACAGCCCGAACCCGCGAUCAUUGAAUAGUCCCGAUCCUACUAUGGUCAACAAUCUGGCAAUGAUGAACACCCUGGCUGGCAUGAAUGGUGGGGUGGAUAAGAAUUCGAUUGCGAAUCUAGCUGCCAUGGCAAACUUGACCGAUCCGAAUGCUAUCCAAAAUAUGGCGAACAUGCUAAACAUGCGACAACAAAUUCAACAAGUCCAAAGCUUGCAAGCUUUGCAACAACAGCUGCAACAAAAUGGGAUGCUCGCAGGCAUCAUGAACACGACCCCACUUCUUUCACCCGCCAACAACGGAAGGUUCGGCAUGAACAUGGGCUUCGGAAUGAAUGGCGGCGGGGCGAUGGGGAUGAAUGGCAACAAGCGCAGUCCAGGAGGCCGACCGGCAGCGGCAGCGAACAAAUCGACCCACACGCCGGGCUCGGGAGCUAAUCCUGAGGAAGAGUUGGACCUGAAGCUAUUGGGGGAUGUGUCGGCUUGGCUACGGGGCCUGAGGCUGCAUAAAUACACGCCGAACUUCGCUGGCUGCACGUGGAAGGAAAUGGUGAUGAUGAGUGACUCUGAGCUCGAGAAUCGGGGAGUAGCCGCCGUCGGUGCUCGUCGGAAGAUGCUCAGGACCUUCGAGACCGUCCGACUGAAGACGGGGAUGGCCCUGUUCGGUGACGGUGAUGGCCCCCGAGACUCCAAGGGUCAUCGAAUCGAAUCGGCCGCCGCAAACAUCGACAAAGUAGAAGAUGAAGAUCGUCAGCAACCUACCUCCAACGCCUCGAUGACCCCUGAAAGUGAUCACUGA